Messenger RNA from Arachis duranensis, 1242 nucleotides. RefSeq lists its product as uncharacterized. NCBI's taxonomy places the organism in Eukaryota, Viridiplantae, Streptophyta, Magnoliopsida, Fabales, Fabaceae. The transcript has 6 exons. The coding region runs from base 102 to 1022 and encodes 306 amino acids. Gene Ontology annotation, molecular function: S-adenosylmethionine-dependent methyltransferase activity. The record is from RefSeq and is a predicted model, not a curated record.
ACUGUUGUCUGUUUAGUCCAACUAGUCUUAUUAACAGUCUCACUGAGUCACUGUUGACUGUUGAGCCAGUGCCUUCUCUAAUCUCUAUAUUCCCAAAAGAAAUGAAUUUUCAUACUCUCUCGGUUUCUUCUUCUUUGGUACCCUGCACUCCAAAAACUUAUCUCUGCUCCAACAUCAAUAAUGAGUCCAGCCGGGUCAACUCGCCCGCGCCAUCCCAACUCACCACAAAAAGGCGGUGCCUCUUCUGUGGAAGAAGGCACUUCGUUGAAGCUGCAACAUUGGCAACUACACUCUUCCCUAUUAAACCCUCCAGAGCCACCAAUAAUUCAGAUUCUGAUUACGAUUACGCGGAUGUGCUUAACCAGUUUCAUCCACCAAAGCCAGAUUGGUAUGAAGAGUUCUAUGCUUGGGUUAUGAAUUCAGCUACUAAGUCUUAUGAAGCUGAGGUUGCAAAGUACAAGUCACAAGUCUUAAGUAACUUGAAGGGGAAGAAGGCUCUUAAAAUCUUGGAGGUUGGGAUUGGAACAGGUCCUAACCUCAGUUAUUAUGCUAACGAUUCCGAUGUUCAUGUUGUUGGCAUUGAUCCUAACCCGAAGAUGGAGAAAUAUGCUCGGUCUGCAGCUAGAUUGGCUGGCUUACUGCUCUCAAACUUCGAGUUUUUUCAAGCUGUUGGGGAGGCUAUACCACUAAGUGAUGCUUCAGUGGAUGCAGUCGUUGGAACGCUUGUAUUGUGUUCUGUUAAAGAUGUUGAUUUGGCAUUAAAAGAAGUUAAGAGGGUGUUGCGACCCGGUGGAAAGUAUGUGUUUGUCGAACAUGUGGCUGCAAAAGAUGGCACAACUCUCAAAUUUUUCCAACGACUUACUGAUCCUCUGCAGCAGAUACUUGCAGAUGGGUGCCACCUUUCAAGAGAUACAGGAAACAGCAUAUCCAAAGCUGGAUUUUCAAGUGUUGAGUUCAAGACAGCAUUUGUGUCUAACGCUUCAUUUAUAAACCCCCAUAUAUAUGGAAUAGCAUACAAGUAGCACCGAAAGGCACGAGCUGCCCCGGCUACAUUGCUUCGAUCAAGGACUAAAUCUUCCUCUUCCUCAACAUCUAUACCAAGCACAAAUUUCUGAAGUUAUACCGUAAAGUAUGUUUCGUAUCAUGUUCUUUUGGUUUCAAAAUAGUGCGGUGGAGGAGACACUGCUAUUUUGCAUCAUUUACAGCAUAAUAUAGGUUUCAACACUUAUUGUUUUCAUUUCA